GCUCCGGGGCCUGCUCUCUGCCGCUCCUCCGGGUCCAGCCGCCGCCAUGGGGUUCGGAGACCUGAAAAGCCCUGCCGGCCUCCAGGUGCUCAACGAUUACCUGGCGGACAAGAGCUACAUCGAGGGGUAUGUGCCAUCCCAAGCUGAUGUGGCAGUAUUCGAAGCCGUGUCGAGCCCACCGCCUGCCGACUUGUGUCAUGCCCUGCGCUGGUAUAAUCACAUCAAGUCCUACGAGAAGGAGAAGGCCAGCUUGCCAGGAGUGAAAAAAGCUUUGGGCAAGUAUGGCCCUGCAGAUGUGGAAGACACCACGGGAAGUGGAGGCACAGAUGGUAAAGACGACGACGACAUUGACCUCUUUGGGUCCGACGAUGAGGAGGAAAGUGAAGAGGCGAAGAAGCUAAGGGAAGAACGGCUUGCUCAGUACGAGUCUAAGAAAGCCAAAAAACCUGCACUUGUUGCCAAGUCUUCCAUCUUGCUAGAUGUGAAACCUUGGGAUGAUGAAACAGAUAUGGCAAAAUUGGAGGAGUGUGUCAGGAGUAUUCAAGCAGACGGCUUGGUCUGGGGCUCCUCUAAACUAGUGCCCGUGGGCUAUGGGAUUAAGAAGCUGCAGAUACAGUGCGUGGUUGAAGAUGACAAGGUGGGGACGGACAUGCUGGAGGAGCAGAUCACGGCUUUUGAGGACUACGUGCAGUCCAUGGACGUGGCUGCCUUCAACAAGAUCUAAAGUUCUCUCAGAUUGUUCCACUUCAAUAAAAGCUUGAACGAU
Molecule: messenger RNA, 766 nt
Organism: Ochotona princeps (American pika)
Lineage: Eukaryota; Metazoa; Chordata; Mammalia; Lagomorpha; Ochotonidae
Gene: EEF1B2
Product: eukaryotic translation elongation factor 1 beta 2
Exons: 6
Coding region: 47-724 (225 amino acids)
Biological process (GO): translational elongation
Cellular component (GO): eukaryotic translation elongation factor 1 complex; cytosol
Molecular function (GO): translation elongation factor activity; guanyl-nucleotide exchange factor activity
Source: RefSeq, a predicted model, not a curated record